CUGUCUGUCCGUCCCUUACCCUCCCCGCUGAGCUGACAGCCUCCGAAGCGCCAAACCGCGCACCCCCCCCGCACGGGAAACCUGCUUCCCCGUCUCUCCAGCUACAGGGCGGGCGUGACACCUUCUGCAGAAAAAAAAUCUAACCGACCAGUUUCUGCACCCUCUGAUCAACUCCAAAUUCUCUUUACUGUUGAACUACUGCAGCAAGUCCACAUUAAUACUAGAUUUGCUAUUUGUAUCAAAGGGAACAUGGUACAGGGAGACCUCUGGAACAAAAAAGUAGUGAUGUUUCAGCAUCUGCUUUUUGAUGGUACAGAACACCAGAGACUUUGUGAUCCUACUAUAUUUAUUGAGCAGCAGUCUCAAAGAGCCAAACCAAGGGAAUUAAGGCAAAUGUUAAUGAAACAUUGAAGUUGAGAUUUUAAUUACUUAAAGGUCAGCACAUUCAAAGUUUAUUAAUUUGAGGGAGUUAUUCUGUGUUCCCACAGCAAUCCCCACUCUACUCUUACACAGAUCAAAGAAUUCAAGUUACUGUUUAUUUGCUGAUGCAUGCAAAUUAUAUAACUGAAUUUUAUACCUGAAUAUAAUUCCUUUUUGCAGUUAUUAACACUUUAUUAACACUUCUUUAUAUAUUUGCUAUGUUCCCAUGCUUCUCAGUGGAAAUAAACUGAUUAUUUUUCUCUAAUCUUUGUUUUAAAUUGCCACAGGCUACAUUUCCUUUCAAGCUCCGAACCUCUAUUCAGUUAGCAACAUUUGUUGCUAAACUAUCACAAAACACUCACAGACACUCUUCAAACUAACAUACCAGAACAGUAUCGGGACUUUAUGAAAAUACUAUCCCAAAUAUACUUUUAUAAAGUUUUGGCUUCCACACUACCAUGGCACCUGCAAUCUGUUCUCAAAACAGGAAAAUGUGUUUGGGAAGGUUUGAGAAAUGAUUCCCAGAAAAGCCUGAGAGGGGGAUAAAAACACUGUAGGUUCAGAACCUUGUGCACAAACCUCACUUGUAGGCUGUUGAAGGAUUUUUCCUUCUCAAAAUGCUCCUCAUGUAAAAAUCAUUGGCUUUUUGUUGGCAGAAAAAAAGGAUCUUUCCCAGCGAAUAAGGUGGACAGUUAAAUGAGAUUUACCUUGUUUCUAAUACGUUCUAAUUAUUUUGCUUAUUUUAUUUCCUGAUUCUUUUCCUCAGUUUAACAGUAACCAUUGUAUUUCCAUCCAUCCAGUCUGGAGAGAUGUGAUCUGAGAACUCUCACAAUACUAUCUGAAACAAUUUGUCUCUGACUGCACUGCUUUCUGCCACUAUGAAAUAAGUAAUGGCAUUUUAAUCCCAGUCUAAAAUAUAUUUUGUCUUUAAAGAUAUUUUCCUCAUUUACUAAUUAAUCUAUUUGAUUAUGUGAAUUACAUACACCGGAAUGCUGGAAUGCUAUUUUUUCCUGUCAACUAUAGGUAUUUCCAUCCCUAUUUUUAUAGUAGUCAUGUGUGCCUUUAUUCACAAUGGACUUUUUCCUCAACUUUUUCCCUCUUCCUUGAGGAAAUUAUGUGUUAUUAUUAUAACAAAUGCAGAAAUAUCUUGUACCUUAAAGGCACCCUUCCAGGACUGGAGGAAAAUCGUCACAUGUUCUCUUCAACUUUGCUAUACUACACAUAUUCCUAGAGGCAGAGUCAUGAAACCCCGAUUUUAGCACAAUGCUUCCAGUGUGCCUAGGAUUCACUGUGCCUAGGAUUCUACCUGAAAUGUGCUACCUCAAAGGCUUUUAAUGAAUAUCUGGAAGCCCCUCUCUUACUAAACUGUCUAUAGACAGCAGAUUGCAGUUAAAUACCUCAGACAUGGAAAACGGAGCAUAAAUAUGCUGUUUAAAUGUAAGAAACAGAUCUAACUUAAUAUGUUUCUUAAGGAACAGAGAAAAAACUAGGUACCAACAUUUGCCUUAGGUAGCUGUGCUGCAGGUAUACAUACAUGCACCGAGUUACAAAUUAUCUAUGCUUUGAGUUUAGCGUAAUAUGAUGCCCUUGUGAGGCAGCAACAGUCUGUUUUUUUUCAGGGGAGAGAAGAUAAAAAAUAAGGAUGUAAAAACUACCUUUAUUUUCCGUCUCUUUUGAAGAGGUGCCACCAAAUCAAUCCUUCUAGCUCUAUUUCAAGGUGCUCAAGAUCACACAUGGAAUUCAGAAUUGCUUUGAAGAUAACGUGAAGGAUUUCUGAUUCAAAAUGAAUAUGCUUGUAUGUGUUAACACUGUAGGGCUAUUAGCAAGAAAGAAAAAAAAAUCCCUAAUUAUCCAGGUGACUGGUUAAACAAACAGUCUAGCACCUUAUUCACGAGCCAUUUCCUUAAAUCCAUCUUCUUAAAUCUAAUAAAUGUGCCCUUGAGAUCAAGAGUAGCUCUGUUUUGUCUCCCAAACCAAUGUAAUUGAGCUUGUGUGUACCCCUGAUUAUUAGAAAAGAAGCAAAGGUUGAGCUCAGAGUGGACAAGCCUUCCCUUGGGGUAGGAGAAAUCAGCAGUAGUAGAGGCCGUGGGCUACGUGCAAAAGGAGGAAACAAUGCUAUUCAGUGUUAGGGGGGAGUUAGGAAGUGGAUACGAGGAAAAAAUCUUUACAAUUAGAUACUGGUAACCCAGGGGUUUGACUAGAACAGGGUCAGUGAUAUAUCAGGGAAAAUAAAAAAAACCCACCUGCAAUACUGCAUCUGCUCCCAAAUUUUACAGGCUCCAAAUCCAUAGAAGCAUUUAGGUAUUCAGUUGGUGAUUAAGUACUUACGCUGUAGUUUAUUGACCUGAGUGUCAUUUUGAAUCUGGCUGUAAGUCAGAAAGCCUAUGUCUGUACUAGUAAACAUAAAGGAUCUAUGCCCAUUCUCUGGCCCUGAGAAUAAACGUCCCUGUGUCUGUGUGUUCUGCAUCCAUACGGUUCAACUGUGUUCGAGCCCGUGCCAUCCCCCAUGUUGUACCCUGGCAUCUUCUGGAAAAGCAGUUUGGCCUUGGCAAAAACAACUUUGGGGACUGUCAGCAACAGCACUGACUGUGUCCCAGCACUCCAGCCCAUGCCCUGGCACUGUUCCAUUUACUAAGAUGGGCCAAUAGGUCCGCUUAACACAUGCUAUCGCCACUCUCCAAGUGACAAAAUAUCCACGUCCUUUGAACACCGAAGAGCUGGAACCAAAGUCCAAAGGUUUUAAAAGAACAGCGUGCUAACGUGCUUCAGAUAGACAAGCCGGUGAGCCAAACGGCCCCACCGGCCCUUCGUAGAAACGGAGCAGCAAGGGAUCUGCGGGUGUUAGCUGGGGCUUUGCGGGUGCUAGUUGGGUCCCCGCAGCGCUGGGGAGCAGGACUGCAAGUGUGUGCCGUUCGGCUCCAGCCCCGAAGCGAGCAGUAAGCGGCACAAGCCGGAGGUGACAGGCCAUACACACACACCCCCACACCCCCAGCUGGUUGACCGGCCGCCGCAGCCUCGCCUCCCCGCCCCAGCCAGGGCGAUCCCAGCGCCGGCCGCCCCCUCUCUGUCCGAGAGAGAGCGGCAGCCGGUGUGGCGGCGGGUAGAGAUGGGAGAGCCUGAUCCUCCGCCGUGAUCGCCCGCAGCUGCGAGCCCGGAGCCGCCCUCUGUCCGCCGACUACUAAAGGCCGCUGCGCUCGCGCCCCGCCCGGCCUUGCUGCGGCCUCCCCCCCCACCCCCCGCAGAUAACAGCUGCUCCCGCCUCCCCCCCCCCGGCUCUUCCCCACCCGCCCAGCGCGGAGUCGGCCCGGGUUCGGCAGCUGCUCUGUAGGCACCGGCUGCCUCGGUGGGAGGAUGGCUCGGCAGCCCGGGGGCUUUCUGCAGGAGGCCUCUCACCAAAUCGUCGCCGGCGGCUCCGCGGGUCUUGUAGAAAUUUGCCUGAUGCAUCCCCUGGAUGUAGUGAAAACAAGGUUCCAAAUUCAAAGAGGGAAAACUGAUCCGACUGGUUACAAGAGCCUGGGGGACUGUUUUAGGACUAUUUUCCAACGAGAAGGAUUGCUUGGCUUCUACAAAGGAAUAUUUCCUCCCAUAUUGGCUGAAACACCCAAAAGGGCAGUGAAGUUUUUCACCUUCGAACAAUACAAGAAGCUACUAGGAUAUUCAUCAUUGCCACCAGGACUGGCAUUUGCAGUUGCUGGCUUGGGAUCUGGGUUGACAGAGGCAGUUGUGGUUAACCCUUUUGAAGUAGUAAAGGUUACCUUACAGGCAAAUCGGAAUGCCUUCACAGAGCAACCAUCUAGCUUUGUGCAAGCUCGGCAGAUCAUUAAAAUCGAUGGUCUGGGCUUCCAAGGACUCAACAAAGGUCUUACUGCAACACUGGGCCGUCACGGAGUUUUCAACAUGGUUUACUUUGGAUUCUACUUCAAUGUGAAAAACAUUCUUCCAGUCAAUAAAGAUCCAAAUUUGGAGUUUUUGAGGAAAUUUGGAAUUGGGCUAGUCUCAGGAACAAUAGCCUCAAUUAUUAACAUUCCUUUUGAUGUUGCAAAAAGUAGGAUUCAAGGACCACAGCCAGUUCCUGGAGAGAUCAAGUACAGAACCUGUUUUAAAACUAUGGCAACAGUCUAUAAAGAGGAAGGAUUUCUGGCCCUGUACAAAGGCUUGGUUCCCAAGAUCAUGAGGCUUGGUCCAGGUGGUGCAGUGAUGCUUUUGGUUUAUGAAUACGUUUACGCAUGGCUUCAGGACACAGUUGGUCACAAGUAGUGCUUCUGAAAAAUGUGCUCUUUAGGAUUCUAAAAUACAUUUUAAUAAAGUAAAAGUGAUUCUCAUCCUUUGUGGUGUUGAAUGCCCUCAGACUACACUGAUAUUAAUACAGUUCAAAACAUACUUGGUCUUCAGGACCGGAUCUAAGAAAACACUUAAGCACAUGCUUUUCUGUAAGUGCAUAAGUAAAUAACACAGUUGAUAUUUGUAAUUGUUUUACCGGAGCAAGAGAAAAUGUAAAGGAGACAUAGGAACAAGUUAGUUUUUCAAGAACAAACUGAAGAUUAUAGUCACUGAAUUAUACUAUGUAGUCAAUACACUUUUUUAAAAAUUUCAGCUUUCAGGGGAUUUUAAAGAAAAAAAUGGAAUAACACUCUGGGGUCAGAUACUAAGCUACUGUAAACUGACAGCUCCAUUGACUCCAGGUUAAGAACAUGACUCCAUACUCUGCAAACUCUUGCAUCAAUCUUGGGUCCGGUUUCAGUUCAGUCCAGUACAAUUUCAACACUGAUAGAAGAACUUCUUAAGUUGUUGGGAGUUAGGAUAGAAAAAGGACAAUACAACUAGCCACAACCUUAAAAACACACAUGCUGCUAAAUGUCCUACUUGUGCUUAACCAUAUAUAUCAUAUAAAUCUCACUCAAGUUACAGAAAAUACCAAAAAUAAUUAGUCUGAAUCAAGUUACAUAAAAGUGCAAAACAACUGUGGGAAUCAUAAAAGAAAUGAGUAAAUAAAUGAACAGAAAAACUACUGUCCUGUGAUAAAAUGCUCAAUGCACCUUGAAUGUCCCUUUAGCCUUUCAUCACCACCAUGGGAUGGAAAAACAAUGUUCUAGACUGAUAGCACAUAUGCAGUUGUAAUUAGCUAGACACUUGAAAUGUGCUUUUCUAUAAAUAAAAAGUGUUGCUCUAAAGCUGAAAUUGUUGCUUUUCCCAGUCACUGUAAAUAUAAAUAAUAAUUUGGUGAUGUACUCCUGUCUUUACUAGCCGUUCUAACUAGCUCUGUGAAUUAUGAUAAUUUCUGCUAUGCUGAUUGAAAAUGUAGUUUCCGUUCAGUCAGUUGUGCCACUCUACAGUCUAUUUUCAGAACUCUUUAAAUAACAUAAGUUUACACAUUAUUCUGUUAUAAAAAUGUUCCCAUUAUCUAAACAUGUCAAAUGAAUGCAUAUCUUGCAAUUGUUGAAAGUUUCUGUAUCACCCCAUACUACCUUCACACUGUUAACUUUAAAUGUUUUUCCUCUUAAAAAGGUACAAACGUAUUUCCCAGCAAUCCUAAAGAAAUAUCUUUCCAGAUUGUUGCUUGGAAAGGACAGUUCACAUGUGAAGUCUCAUCUCAUGAGUGUUUUUAAUGCAUUAGAAAAGAAACAAAAAGCUAAAAAUAGAAGUACAUUCUCAGCACUUUCAAAGAUGCUUGUACUAACAUGCUCAAUAAACCUCUCUUUUGUCUAAAUUUGAAAACAG
Messenger RNA from Tyto alba (common barn owl), 6138 nucleotides. It is a transcript of the gene SLC25A21, whose product is annotated as solute carrier family 25 member 21. The record is from RefSeq and is a predicted model, not a curated record. NCBI's taxonomy places the organism in Eukaryota, Metazoa, Chordata, Aves, Strigiformes, Tytonidae. The transcript has 11 exons. Bases 3772 to 4677 code for a protein of 301 amino acids.